Messenger RNA from Hypoxylon trugodes, 2510 nucleotides. RefSeq lists its product as uncharacterized. Gene Ontology annotation, molecular function: RNA binding. The coding region runs from base 309 to 2084 and encodes 591 amino acids. Lineage: Eukaryota; Fungi; Ascomycota; Sordariomycetes; Xylariales; Hypoxylaceae. The record is from RefSeq and is a predicted model, not a curated record. The transcript has 6 exons.
AUACGUUGCGAAAAAAUUAAGCUAGCCCUCCCGGCCUUUUUUUCACAGCAUUUCAUAUUUUUUUUUUUUCUUCGUCGACGAAACUUUUCGGUUUCUUCGCCAAUCCCGCAAACUUUUCGGCAUUCAACCGUAUCAUACCAAUCGACUUGUCGGAUUGGCAUCAGUGAAAUUUCGCUGCUGCCAUACCGUCUCUACCCAAUUUAUCUGAUCGCUCACCGAAGAACUAGCAUUAGUUUCUUCGGCGAUUCAUCUGCUGCCUGCGCGCGACGGCUUUGAAGAGCGUUGCGCGAGGCUAAAACACCGCAAUCAUGGCGCCCAAGAAGAAGGAGCAGAAGAUGUCCCUCGGGGCUUUUCUGCAGGAAGAGAAGUACGGUGGAUCAUGGGCUGAUGAAGUUGAGGACUCUUUUGGCUCUCAGCCUUUGCCCACCACGUCUAGUGAGCGACGAACUGGCGGUUUCUCCAGCUAUGGAGCCGGCGGCAACAACGACCGUGGCUACUACACUCGCGAUUCCUAUGCUACCCAGGCUCCUGCUCAACUCCCAACUAAACCCCCCUACACCGCUCAUCUUGGAAAUCUAUCCUACGAUGCUACAACCGAAUCCGUCACCGACUUCUUUCAGGACUGCGAGCUUUCCAGUGUCCGAAUUAUCGAGGACAAGAUCGAGCAGCGACCCAAAGGAUUUGCCUACGCUGAAUUUGCAAACGUAGAAGGUCUGAAGAAGGCUUUGACCCUGGAUGGAACUAGCUUCCAAGGCCGUACCAUUAGAAUCAAGAUCGCGGAUCCUCCCAAGGAACGCCAGGACCGUGGCGAAUCGGCCCGUGAUCUCAGCAGCUGGGAACGAAAAGGCCCUCUGGCCGACCUUCCGUCUCGUGGUGGUGGCGGCGGCGGUGAUAGACGCCCCUCGGAGUUUAGUGAGCGUCGUGGACCUGGCCCGCGGGAUGCACCAUCUGAUGAUGGCAAGGUACGCGACUUCGGCAACUGGGAGCGCAAGGGCCCAUUAUCUCCUCUUCCCGCUGCCGAACGACCUGCAGGUUCGCGGGAUAGCAGCCGUCCCCGAACUAACGACGCCAACCGUGGCGAAUCCUUCCGAAAAGAUCGUAGGACUUCUCCGGCCACUUGGGGUGAAGGUCGUCAAGAAGGUUCCCGACCCCCUAGAGAGUUUAAAGAGCGAGCGGAGCGUCCUGAGCGUCCCGAGCGCCCUGAGCGCGCUCCGACUGCAGCGGAUCUUGACAACCAGUGGCGUAGCAAUAUGAGGCCUGAUCGCACUGUCAAGUCCCCCGAGCAAUCCCGUGACGGUAGUGAGGCACCGCCAUCCCCUGCUACUAGCUCGGCUGCUGCCCCCGCUCCCGCUGGUCGUCCCCGACUAAACCUCAAGAAGCGAACUGUGUCUGAUUCGCCAGACGUGGCGUCUCCCGGACUUCCCCCAUCCGCAGAUGGCGAUAAUAAAGCGAGCCCCUUCGGUGCUGCUCGUCCUAUUGAUACGGCUGCAAAAGAGCGGGAGAUCGCCGAGAAGAAGGAGCAACAGCUCAAGGAAAAACGGGAGGCGGACGAGAAGGCGAAGGAGGAACGUCGAAUCGCAAAAGAGGCUGCGGCAAAGGAAGCCGCUGAGAAGGCCGCCGCUGAAGCAGAAAAGGCGAAGGCUGAGCCAGUCGAGGAGAAGCCGGAGGUCGCAACUGAGUCGAAGGAGGAACCAAAGGCUGAGGGCGCCCAGAACGGCGGUGCCGCGGAGCAGAAGUUGCCGAUUCGACCCAAGGAGAAUGUUCAGAACCCCAAGUCCAGAGCAACUGAGAGCGGCAACUGGCGAACAUCAUCGGGAGAGCAGCGUCCGGCUCGCGGUGGGUAUGUUAACGCCCAACGAGGCCGUGGCGAAGCUCGAGGACGCGGUGGUGCGCCACGAGGACCGCGUGGAAAUUAUGAGGGAAGACCUGCUCGAGCUAAUGGAAACUCGCCCGCUUCCCCGCAACAGCCCGCUCAACCCUCAUCUCCUGCCCCGACAACUGAAUCAGCCCCGGCGCAGGAAGCCGAUGGUUGGACUACUGUCCCGGCAAAAGGUGGCCGCCGCAACCAAGGCGCGCGUGCUUAAACGAGGGAUCGGCCAUGUAUAAAAAUCAGAAUUUCCAAUGCUCAGGCUUGUGGGGGGUGGGAGUUCAUUGGCACCAUAAUACCUUAUGGACAUGAAAUGCGAAAACAUUGAUCUUUUUUUUCCCUAUUCCUAAUUACCCUUUUGACAUUGUGACGGCUGCCUUACUAUCACGGUCAUGAGAUUGAACACUGUUUUUACGCCCCCCAUUCUAAGUACCGUAUAUACCCACAUCAUACAUCAACCCACGCCUACUCGGGAAAGCUGUCGGUAGCACUGUACGACAGAAAUUUGAGGGCGCCUCCAUAACGUAUUUGGCUUUGCUUUAUACUAAACCACGCGGUUUGAGUUGAUACUAUCACCUCGCACCAGUCAGGCUAUUUACACUCGUCGUUCUACACUAAUAGGUAUUUCAAAAUUUGAUUUGCC